AUGUUCUUCCGCCUUAUGGGCUUCACCCAUGUGUCGCGUCAUGACAAGACUUCGAUAUCGAGCGACGGUCGCAAUGCUCCUUACUCACCAAUGCACUGGUGUUUGAAUUCAAGUUCUGAAAAAAUAAUAAUCUACUCAUGUUUGUUUGUCAUCCCAUCGAUAAACCUUUCGGUAAAUCCUGUCCCUGCGCCCCGCCACUGUGCAUUCUACAUCUUGACAACCAACUCUGCUUGUGUCCUCAUCCUGCCAUUCAAACACUUUCUGCGACAUACAAUGUCUUCAUUUGUGCCCUUUUUCCACCUGAAACAAAGGUCCCAAUCGCGAGGCAUCAUAGCCAAGACCGACAACGACGAGUACCAAAACCAAGUGGUAGCGCAGGCCCGCAAACUCAAGGCCGACCUUCAGCCAAAGGGUCAGAUUAAGGACAGUGAGGAAGCUUACAAGGGCUACUUUGAGAUGCCCGCAAGCGAUGCGAAGGACGUCACUCGCAGGAUUAUCCAGGAGCUGGGACGCGACGAAGUACUCUUUCAGAAUCUUGUUUGGCCGGAGGACCCUACCUGA
Suillus subalutaceus is the source of this 561-nucleotide messenger RNA. RefSeq lists its product as uncharacterized. The record is from RefSeq and is a predicted model, not a curated record. Lineage: Eukaryota; Fungi; Basidiomycota; Agaricomycetes; Boletales; Suillaceae. Bases 1 to 561 code for a protein of 186 amino acids. The transcript is spliced from 3 exons.